AGCUACUUCUGCCCCACAACAGGACCUUGGGCUACUGCCACAGGACGAAUGCUGCAUGAAUGCUUGUGAAUUGGAAGAUUCUGGCCUACAUCAUUGCCAAACUGCCAAGGUCAGAAGAAGAAUUACUCAUAUAGUGCCACCAUCCAGUGGUAUUAGAGCUGAAUUGUGAGAAAUGCUGCAUACAUGAUCAUGUCAGCAGUGUCAUGAAGUACAUUACAGUGCCGCAUAUGCUUCAUAUAUAUAUCAUAUCAUUAGCAGUGCCAUAAUUUUCAUUUCCGUGUCAGAAAACUACAUAUACAGUAUAAGGAUAAAACUUUGCUUGAGUUCAUUUCCACAUAUUAAUUAUUACAUGCACAGCCUCAGCAUUCUGUGGAUGGAUGUUUACUUGACUCCUUCAAAUAUUGUCGUGCGUUGCCUUAUCACCAAGUAUUAACACGUUCAUCUGAUGCACUGUUCAUGUAUUAUCAGCAUCUCGUGCACUGUGUCACCAUGGUAACAUGCAUCUGAAGCACUGUUCAUGUAUUAUCAGCAUCUCAUGUACUGUGUCCCUACAGUAACAAGCAUCUGAAGCAUUGUUCAUGUAUUAAAAGCAUCUCAUGCACUGUGUCACAACGGUAACAAAGGAAAUGUGUAUUUAAAUACAAAUUUAGUGUAUCAUUGUCAAUUCAUUGUGUUGGGGUACAGGCAACCAGUGUAUAUAUAAUUCAUAAUAUAAUAAUUCAUUGGGACAGGAAGCCAGCGUUUAUUCAUACACUUUUUGUCUUUUAUCUUUUUUAUUUAUUUUAUAAAAAAUUGUAUAUGCAUACAUGUAUCUACAAAAAAUUGUAUAUACUGUAUAGUGUAUACGGAUUCAAGUAAUUUAAUGUUGAAGUUCAUAGGGCUAUCCAAGUAAAAUAAUAUAUGUAAUAAGACAUACCACAGUACUAUAGUUAUAAUUAUAAUUAGCCAUCCCUCAGUGCUGUAGGUAUAUUUAUAAUUAGCCAUCCCACAGUGGAUAUAUUUAUAAGAAGACAUCCCACAGUACUGUGGAAAUAUUUAAUCAGACAUCCCACAGUACUGUGAAAAUAUUUAUAAUCAGAUAUCCCACAGUGCUGUGGAGAUAUUUAUAAGAAGACAUCACACAGUGCUGUGGUUAUAUUUAUAAUCAGGCAUCCCACAGUGCUGCAGUUAUUUGUAUAAUAAGACAGACAGACAAUAUGUUGUAUUAUAUUGCUGUAUAAUACAACAUACUUUAGUGCUUUAAAAAUAUAUCAAUUUUUUCUUUAGAAGUGAUUCAAAGGCAUAUGAUACAAUCUUGAAAAAUUCAAAUUAAAAAUCUUGCCACAGGAUUUGUUUUGACUUGUUUACAAAGUCAUGCACAGGCACCAAUUUUUAUGUUGUUGGCUGCAUGUUGAAGAGUGCAUUUAUAUGUAACUCAUUGGAUAUAUUUUAUAUAUAUACAUAUUUUAUUAUAUGAAUUCAAUGUUUUCAUACUGUUCAGGAACCAGUAAGACCAGUUGUUUAUAUAUUGUCGAUUUUGCAGUAACUUUUACAUCUUAAUAAGAUAUUUAUUUGCUUUAUAUUAAUACCAAAGAGAUUGGUUAAUUUUCAGUAAUUUGACCUUCAGUGCCAUCUGUUGACAACAGAGGUAAGACUUCAUAACCUGACUGCUCUAUGCUGGCUGCAAGGUAGUAACUUGUAUUAAUUACAUAUCCCACAAUCCAAAUGUUUACCAUCUCUAACAACAUUUGCUUUAGUAAAAUUAAAAAACUUGUGCAGAUUAAAAUUCCAUAUCACAAAUAUAUGUUAUUAAGACUGUUCUCAAAUAUUUAUUAAGCAAACAAUAAUAUAUUCAGCAAAAUAUAAGAAAAAUCUGUGUCUACUGGAAUUUACAAAUACAAUGUAGGACAUUUCAUUAGAAAAAAAAAUUGGGGAAGAGUUCAAAUAAGUUUUCAGAUUUAUACUAUCAAACAAAAUUUGAAAAAAGAAAAACUUUAUCAGCAAGGAAUGUUCAAAAAACUAUAGAAAAAAUCUUAAAAAGGUAUCGUGCAAAGGAAGCAUUCAAAGAUUUGAAGAGCACAAAACCAGUAUUAAAAAUUCAUUAUCCAAAAGCUACUUUUAGAAUAUCAAGACAAAUAUGAGUGCUCAUUUAGAAGAGAAACCAUAUAACUGUUCAGUGUGUCUAAAAGACUUUUCAAAUAAAUCACAUCUAGUAAAGCACAUGAAGGUUCAUUCAGGAGAAAAGCCAUAUCACUGUUCAGUAUGUUUAAAAGACUUUUCAGACAAAUCAAGCCUAGUAAGGCACAUGAGGAUUCAUACAGGAGAGAAACCAUAUCACUGUUCAGUGUGUCUAAAAGACUUUUCAAAUAAAUCACAUCUAGUAAAGCACAUGAAGGUUCAUUCAGGAGAAAAGCCAUAUCACUGUUCAGUAUGUUUAAAAGACUUUUCAGACAAAUCAAGCCUAGUAAGGCACAUGAGGAUUCAUACAGGAGAGAAACCAUAUCACUGUUCAGUGUGUCUAAAAGACUUUUCAAAUAAAUCACAUCUAGUAAAGCACAUGAGGGUUCAUACGGGAGAAAAGCCAUAUCACUGUUCAGUGUGUCUAAAAGACUUUUCAGACAAAUCAAAUCUAGUAAAACACAUGAGGAUUCAUACAGGAGAGAAACCAUAUCACUGUUCAGUGUGUCUAAAAGACUUCAUACAUAAAUCAGAUCUACUAAAGCACAUGAGGGUUCAUUCAGGAGAAAAGCCAUAUCACUGUUCAGUUUGUCUAAAAGACUUUUCAAAUAAAUCAUAUCUAGUAAAGCACAUGAAGGUUCAUUCAGGAGAAAAGCCAUAUCACUGUUCAGUAUGUCCAAAAGACUUCAUACAUAAAUCAGAUCUAGUAAAGCACAUGAGGGUUCAUUCAGGAGAAAAGCCAUAUCACUGUUCAGUAUGUCUAAAAGACUUUUCACAUAAAUCAACUAUAGUAAGGCACAUGAGGGUGCAUACAGGAGAGAAACCAUAUCACUGUUUAGUGUGUCUAAAAGACUUUUCAGACAAAUCAAAUCUAUUACAUCACAUUAGGAUGCAUACAGGAGAGAAACCCCAUCAGUGUUCAGUGUGUCUAAAAGACUUCAUAUAUAAAUCAGAUCUAGUAAAGCACAUGAGAAUUCAUACAGGAGAGAAACCAUAUCACUGUUCAGUGUGUCUAAAAGACUUUUCAAACGAUUCAUAUCUAAAAAAGCACAAGAGGAGGAUUCACACAACAUAAGAACAAUGUUAGUGUUCCAUUUCUAAAAGAUUUUUCAUGUAUGUUUAGUCUAUUAAGACACAUGAAACCUCAUGUAGGAUGACAAUGACAUUUUCUUGUAGGGACAAUAUGAAUUUGGGACCCCAUAACAGAUCUAUUAUUGUUUUAAAGAUUUUACAUGAACUUUAUCUAGUAUCCCUACUCUCCCAGCUGCUAAACCACGGUGACUUGGCUUUACAUGCCAAGGAAGACUAAAUACUGAUGUAAUAUACACAUUUGCAAAAGCUUUUGACAAAUGUCUCCUCCGUCGUGUUGCCUUGUCGUGGUAACCCCCUCACUGUCUGGCCCGUUGCCGCUGUGAGGGGGCUUGGUGGCCAGCUGCCGGAGUGUGAUGCUCCAUGGGUCAGUCCUCUGUCCUUUUGCAGCCUUAUG
Messenger RNA from Procambarus clarkii (red swamp crayfish), 3643 nucleotides. The record is from RefSeq and is a predicted model, not a curated record. Lineage: Eukaryota; Metazoa; Arthropoda; Malacostraca; Decapoda; Cambaridae.